Pteropus alecto (black flying fox) is the source of this 1458-nucleotide messenger RNA. It is a transcript of the gene CD28, whose product is annotated as CD28 molecule. Lineage: Eukaryota; Metazoa; Chordata; Mammalia; Chiroptera; Pteropodidae. The coding region runs from base 113 to 778 and encodes 221 amino acids. The record is from RefSeq and is a predicted model, not a curated record. The transcript has 4 exons. Gene Ontology annotation, cellular component: membrane; external side of plasma membrane. Gene Ontology annotation, biological process: T cell costimulation; T cell activation; positive regulation of T cell proliferation.
GUGGCCGUGGAUGACAGUGACUCUCUGGCCUCAAUAGGUGCAUCUUCAGCCUACCUCACACUUUGGGCUCCUCAGGGAGGAGGGGCUGCAGCCCUAGCCCACCGUCGGCACAAUGAUCCUCAGGCUGCUCCUGGCUCUCAACUUUUUCCCCUCAAUUCAAGUAACAGAAAACAAGAUUUUGGUGAAGCAGUCGCCCAUGCUUGUGGUGUACAACAAUGCGGUCAACCUUAGCUGCAAGUAUACCUACAACCUCUUCUCAAAGGAGUUCCGAGCAUCCCUUUAUAAGGGAGCAGACAGUGCUGUGGAAGUCUGCGUUGUGAAUGGAAACUACUCCCAUCGGCUUCGGUUUCAGUCAGCUCCAGGAUUCAACUGUGAUGGGAAAUUGGGCAACGAAACAGUGACAUUUUACCUCCGGAAUUUGUAUGUUAACCAAACGGAUAUUUACUUCUGCAAAAUAGAGGUCAUGUAUCCUCCUCCUUACAUAGACAACGAGAAGAGCAAUGGAACCAUUAUCCACGUGAAAGAGAAUCACCUUUGUCCAGCUCACCAGUUUCCUGACUCUUCUAAGCCAUUUUGGGCACUGGUGGUGGUUGGUGGAGUCUUGGCUUUCUACAGCUUACUAGUAACAAUGGCUCUUUGUAUUUGCUGGAUGAAGAGUAAGAGGAAUCGGAUCCUUCAGAGUGAUUACAUGAACAUGACGCCCCGGCGGCCGGGACCCACCCGCAGACUUUACCAGCCCUAUGUCCCAGCGCGUGACUUUGCAGCCUACCGCUCCUGACAUGGACGCCUAUCCAGAUGCAAGCCGGCUGGCACCUCUUCACCUGCUCAACACCACUGCUCUGGAUAGGAAAGGACAGCCUCGUCUUCAGCCAGCCAUCUCAGGCUCCUAUUAGGCCAUCAAUGCCGAUUUUCCUAUAAUGACUGGACCAAAGAACAUCAUUUUGAGACUCUGAAAUGAAGUUAAAGAAUCCUCCUGUGGCAGGCUAAAUUUCGUAGUGCCAUGACCAAUAUUCAAACUUACUAUGUAUUUAUUGACUUAAUUGAGAGGUUAGCUUUAAAAUUUGCUUCCAGUUUUACUCCUUUCUCACUCAUGUGCACAUUGUGGUCGAAUAAAGUAUGAUAUCGAAAGACAUUUAAUGGAGAAGAAAAGUUAGAAAAUCAUUCCCUUUGGUUAAAUGGGGGUUUAGAGUAGGAAUAGAUUAGAAUGGGAGUAAGGAGACUUAAACAUUUUUAAAACCAUUAUAACACUGUCUUUUACUCAUGAAAUGAGCCACUUCAUUGAUAUUUAGUGCUGUUUUCCUUUUGGUUUAGAAAGAUGUAGAUAUUGUCUUUGAUGUAUUCUGGUCAUAUUCAGUUAUUUUGACCGAUGGAAUACCUUCAAAACAAUGCAAGGCAAACCAACUCGCUUUCCUUACUCCCUGUGAUGGGAAAUCAAUGUAGUCCUCACAAUAAGAUUAG